Serpula lacrymans var. lacrymans S7.9 is the source of this 534-nucleotide messenger RNA. RefSeq lists its product as uncharacterized. Bases 71 to 244 code for a protein of 57 amino acids. The transcript is spliced from 2 exons. Lineage: Eukaryota; Fungi; Basidiomycota; Agaricomycetes; Boletales; Serpulaceae. The record is from RefSeq and is a predicted model, not a curated record.
CCACAAUUUGAGUAUGUAUGCAAUUGUUCCUGUCAAGGCUGAGUCGCCGACAGAGUCAUAGAUAUACACGAUGAACUUUAUAUACAGCGACACAGGCGAGCGCGGGCUGCUAUCACAAUAUCACCUACCAGUGUAUGAUUAUGGUCAUCAUGGCUGUACAAAACAUACGAUCAGACCAGAUUUCGUCCUGUUCCACCCACCGUCUGUGCAUUGGGAAAAGGAAGCGAGAAUCCUCCGUAAUUGAUAUCGCUACCCUGCACCCAGCAGAUAAGUGACAUAUCAGGGACGACAGGGGAUUAUUAUGGUGCGGGGAAUCUGUGGAGGUUCACUAUCAGCAAGUGGACAGAGUACAGCAAGAUAUAACAACACAACACACUGAAUGUCGGUACUUAGAUGAUGGUGAUAUGAUGCUUGCCUCCGAAAGGGCCUGUAUCAUGAUAAUUUCUAUACUAAGAAUCGGCGUAUCAUGUAACGAUAGGUCCUUGAGCACAUCAUUGGGGAGAGAACCCCGGUAGAGCCUAGCUCGUCGGUUAC